AGACAAGACGGGGGAGUCGGAGUGAGACCAUAGCGACGGGGGACAAAGAAGAGGAUAGUCCAGGUGAGCUUCGCGCACCACCUGAAUCACAACUCUACAUAUCUUCAAUUGGCCCUAUAUUGUUUUCAAAGAUGUAGAACCAGUGAGAUACAGAUUACUCACUGGAGUUAGGGAUUAGUAUCAAUAUAUUGUUUGAGCAAUUGGUUGAUGGAGAGACAGCCGUUUAUCUCAAGAUGGGAUAGGCAAAAGCGGCGGCUCCGCCUUGAGAGGCGUGGAGGUCUCUUAUCGCAAAGCCGGAUCUUUGCUCCUAAACUUAAAGGGUUCAGUUCUAGGAAACAGAUCUUCCGCUAUCUUCUCAUUAGCAUCGCUGUCAUUGCCAUUCUUCCACCUCUCUAUUUUCACUUCAAACUCCGCCGCUUCAUUCAGGUUCAAGAACAAAAAUGCAGUUGGUUGAGAAAUCCUCCUCUGAUCUGCGCUCAUGGAGGUGAUUCGUCAAAGGCCUUUCCUAACACUAAAACAGCAUACCAGAUUGCUUUGAGUUCUCAGGUAGACUGUAUCGAAGUUGAUGUUUCUCGUUCUUCUGAUGGAUUUUUGUUUGCCUUGCAUGACAGGGAUUUGCAACGAAUAUCUGGGAACAACACAUCCAAGGUUGGGUACUUGAGCUCAAGAGAGAUUAAAGAGCUUGUCCCAAGUUCUGAGCUUCAACAGAAAUAUCAUGAUCUAACGGUGCCUACACUUGAAGAUGCACUAAAGCUCAUUUCAGGCUCAGUGCGACAAGUAGUUUUAGAUGUAAAAGUGGGUCCUCCUUUAUUUGAAAAAGGACUUGCUGGUGAUGUUGUUUCUUCUUACAAAAAAUUUGGGUUCCAGAAUUGCACUGUAUGGGCCAAAAGUGACAACAUUCCAAGAGAUGUGCUGAACCUUGCACCAGAUGCCACGGUGGGUUACAUUGUCAUGAUGGACCCUUCAACUGGAACUAGAACGCCAUUGCUGAGGAUGAGAGGUGCGGGGGUGGUUGGCGUCUACCAUCAUUUAAUUGAUGAGAAGCUUGUGAAACUUUUGCAUGGGAGAAACAAAAAGGUGUACUCGUGGACGGUUGAUGAUGAAGUAUCCAUGAAGGAAAUGUUAAUCAAACGCGUAGAUGCUAUCGUUACUAGCAACCCCUCUAUGCUAAAGCGUGUCAUGCAAGACGCACGGAUGCAAUGCCUUGAGAACGGUUUUUCUUUGUCUGCAUGAAGGACAGAUAGACACAAAGAGCAGAUUACAAAUUUUGCUGUUCCAUUAUUUGCUCCCUUAUUCAGUUUUGGGAUGCUAAACUCUUUUGUGUGUGCUGUCUACCGAUUGGCGACUGAUUGCCACAAUGUCUAUAUUCAUUCAACUUUUGAUGUUUAACAAAAAUUAUAAUGGUCAGUUAAAUUUGACUAAAUAUCCCGUCCCUUGGAAAAGUCCUAACUAAUCGAGGUACAAUUUGAAAGUUUUUAAUCGAAGAUCUAAAUUCUAAACAGAUGUGAUGUCGAUGACGAUGGCCUUCAUCACCCGUCUCCUUCAGGCGGCGAUAAGGGUUGCAGCAUUUCAGACUCCGGCACUGCCAAACACGGCCUAACAGCAGAUCUCAGAACAAUAUAAUGGAGUAAUAUAAUAUAAUAUUAAUAACACAAAGGCAAGUUCAAGAUAUGAGCUUGAAUUGGUUUCUUGAGGAGUAAAAACUUGAGCUUUAUACAGACCCUUUUGGUUCAUUGCCACUCCUAAGCGCAGAUUAGAGACCUGAUGAUGCAAAAGUGUGAAUCUUCAAAGGAGAGCAGUUCAUUGACGGGGAGGAUUGCUCACAAUAUAUGCAUAUGAAUUACUCCUAAAAAUGUUAUAUUAAUUAUACAUAUUAAUGAGGAUGAUGAGAGGGUGCUAAGAAAUAUUGGAAGCUUAG
Messenger RNA from Cuscuta campestris, 1918 nucleotides. The record is from the annotation of a GenBank genome assembly. Lineage: Eukaryota; Viridiplantae; Streptophyta; Magnoliopsida; Solanales; Convolvulaceae.